AGGAAAGAAAAAGAAAGAAAGGGCCCUCCUCCAAGUUGCAGCAUAACCAGACAAGAAGAACAAACAACAACAACCACAUUCAUAUGCUUUACAGCCAAACCACAGUACAGCACCAACAACAACAAGAACAAGACCAAAGAACAAGAAGAAACUGAAAACCCCCGCUUGUUAUCCUUAUUCUCUACUUCAUCGUUUGGAACUAUAUUUAAGGAUGGACUAGUACUGCCUGUAGUGGGUUUUGCUUGCUUUGUGUUUGAUGAUUGUUUGGUAAGAUGUUAAGACUUUCUCUGUCGGCAAAAGGUCGUAAUCUGUCGGCAUUGUUGCCAGUUUAAGAAGAGUGUUAAGAUAAUGAUUAUGAUGAUGAAGAGAGGAAGAGGAAGAGGAGGACAAAGAGAAGAAUAAAAGAUCUUAUUAUUUCCAUAUUUGACUUGGAAGCCAGUCAGGGGAGGUUAUCUUCCGAUUUAUCACUUAGUAAUUCAAGUUGGGUGUUAUUGAACAAGCUAGUUUGCUUGACCUGGGUAUUUCUCCAUUUCUUCAUUGGAGGUUUAUAUUGAUUAGAAUCAGGUAGAAAGAUUACAGAGAAUGGAAUGUAGGUUAGAUGUUUAGGCAUAUAUUCAGUGAGGAUAGUGUUCUUCAUAGCUGAGCUGGGUUCCCAACCAAAUGUCAAAGACUCUUGCAGCAAUACUGGGAGGUGCUGCAGGAGCCGUGGCAUUGGUGGGGAUUAUAAUCUUUUUGUGGUUCUGUCUAUUUCGUAACAAGACUAUCUCAAGAACUUCUGAGUCGGGGUCUUCUGAUCCAUCUGUUCAAGUGGGAAGAAAUGUUGGCACCGAGUUGUCUUUACGGGGUGGCAUGAAUCUACAAUCUGAAGCAAGGCGUUUUGCACUGGAAGAAUUGGCUGCGGCAACAAAGAAUUUUAGUGACAUAAAUUUGAUUGGUAAUGGAAAAUUUGGUGAUGUGUAUAAGGGUUUGCUUCAAGAUGGGAUGAUUGUGGCCAUUAAAAAACGGCCAGGUGCACCUAGUCAGGAAUUCGUAGUAGAGGUUCGUUACCUUUCGUCUAUUCAGCAUCGGAACCUCGUCAGUCUUUUGGGAUAUUGCCAGGAAAAUAAUCAGCAAAUGCUCAUCUAUGAGUACAUACCCAAUGGAAGUGUUUCUAGUCACUUAAAUGGGGCAUCUGAGGUUCCUGAGGAGAAGCUAGAAUUCAAGCAUAGGCUUCCAAUAGCUCUUGGAGCAGCUAAAGGUUUAGCCCACCUGCACACUAUGAGUCCUCCCUUGGUACAUAAGAAUUUCAAAACAGCGAACGUCCUUGUGGAUGAAAAUUUCAUUGCUAAAGUUGCAGAUGCGGGAAUUCGCAAUUUACUCGGUAGAGUUGACAUGGCAGGAACAUCCUCUCAAGUGAUGGCUGAUCAUAUAUUCCUUGCUCCAGAGGUGAGAGAGUUCGGAAGAUUCUCCGAGAGAAGUGAUGUAUACAGCUUUGGAGUAUUCUUGCUGGAGUUGGUAAGCGGGAGGGAAGCGAUGCAGUCUUCAGAGUCUGAUCAGAGCCUAGUUGAAUGGGUGCAAAAUUAUCAGGACUGGAGCCAUUUAUCAACAAUCAUAGAUCACAAACUGGGUAGCAGUUACACAGCUGAAGUGAUGAAAGAAUUUAUACAGUUGACAGCACAGUGCGUGGAUACAUCUAGUCAGAGACGGCCAACCAUGAACCAUGUUGCUACGGAGCUAGAUAGAAUCUUAGAGAAAGAAAGGAGCUUGACUACCAUCAUGGGCGAAGGAACCCCAAUCUUUACCCUUGGGAGCCAACUAUUUACUACAACGGCAACUACUGCUAGUUUCAGAUAACUACAAUUCAGAUUCAGAAACGGUGAAGAAACCUCAUACAUGCAUAUAGCUUUUCUUUUUUCCCUUCAAACUGUAGAGUUAAAAAAAAAUGUUCAGCUGUUUGGCAAGUGUAAAAAGAACAGCUUUGUUUCUUUUCUUUUUAUCAUUAUUGUGGUCAUUUUACCCAAUUCAUUGUGUUGAGAUAUGAAAUCAUGUUAUAUGAACUAACUAAAUAUCGGUUCGAUUUUCAUUUUUCGUUCUUCGACUGCACUGCUAUGUAUAACAUUUAUUAUUUAUUGUUAAAUACACAAUAUACUGAA
Molecule: messenger RNA, 2132 nt
Organism: Papaver somniferum (opium poppy)
Lineage: Eukaryota; Viridiplantae; Streptophyta; Magnoliopsida; Ranunculales; Papaveraceae
Product: probable serine/threonine-protein kinase PBL21
Exons: 8
Coding region: 661-1833 (390 amino acids)
Biological process (GO): protein phosphorylation
Molecular function (GO): ATP binding; protein kinase activity
Source: RefSeq, a predicted model, not a curated record